Messenger RNA from Colletotrichum orchidophilum, 207 nucleotides. RefSeq lists its product as uncharacterized. The annotation marks the transcript as partial. The record is from RefSeq and is a predicted model, not a curated record. NCBI's taxonomy places the organism in Eukaryota, Fungi, Ascomycota, Sordariomycetes, Glomerellales, Glomerellaceae. The transcript has a single exon.
UGGGUCGCAGAGGACCAGGUCCUCACCCCCCUGGUAGCCAUCGCGGUUCUUUCUGGACGGGUGUCUGAAACGGUCGAUGGUGACUUGGUAGCUGCACCGGCGCUUCGGACGACAACGCCUCUCACCCUCCCUGGGCUCACGAUUGGUCGAGUUGAGAUGGAGGACUCGGCAUUGUCCCUGUGUGUGUACAGUACCUGUGUGGUCUAA